AUUUGGGUGGCGGCCAUGGGGAAGUCUAAACGUGCAAAAGACCUAACUCAUGAGGAGAUCUGGGAUGAUUCCGCCUUGGUACGAUCGUGGGACGAUGCGGUUGAGGAAUACCAGCUCUACCACAGCAUUCAAGCAAAGGGGGAGAAUGUUGAAGAUGUCCUGAAACAAGCGGAGGAAGAAUGUCUUCCCCACGAGGAUCCUUCCCUUGCUGCAGUAGAGGAUAACGCAGAUGAUGUCUCUAUGGAGGCCGAGACCGAGGACGGAGCAGGUGCAGGCUCCAUAUCGCAGGUAUGCAAAUACAAUCAGAUGCGCAUGGAACCUACUGACAAGACCCAGGCCCUACCGUCUGUCCCUCAAGCACAACAGCAGUCUGUUGAAACUGCACCAACUCCUGCAGCCGCCCAAGGCCCAACUGGUGCUAUGCCAAUGCCUGAAGCAAUUCUAUCCCAAGUUCAGGACGAGAAUUUGAAGCGCCUUAUGAUGUCCUGGUACUACGCGGGCUAUUACACCGGUCUUUAUGAAGGCCAGCAACAAGCCAACCAAGGAAAGAGCUGA
Messenger RNA from Penicillium atrosanguineum, 555 nucleotides. RefSeq lists its product as uncharacterized. The record is from RefSeq and is a predicted model, not a curated record. The annotation marks the transcript as partial. Lineage: Eukaryota; Fungi; Ascomycota; Eurotiomycetes; Eurotiales; Aspergillaceae. The transcript is spliced from 3 exons.